Messenger RNA from Mustela lutreola (European mink), 2034 nucleotides. RefSeq names its product complement factor I (gene CFI). Bases 95 to 1921 code for a protein of 608 amino acids. Gene Ontology annotation, cellular component: membrane. Gene Ontology annotation, molecular function: serine-type endopeptidase activity; protein binding. NCBI's taxonomy places the organism in Eukaryota, Metazoa, Chordata, Mammalia, Carnivora, Mustelidae. The record is from RefSeq and is a predicted model, not a curated record. Gene Ontology annotation, biological process: proteolysis. The transcript is spliced from 14 exons.
GCUUGCUCUUUCUGAAUGUUUUUUCAAAGGUUAAAAAUUAAAUUUUGAAAGACUACCCAGGGUAAAGAAGAGAGACAGACACUGAGUCUCCAACAUGAAGCUUGCUCAUGUUAUUUUAUUACAUUUGUGCUUCUGCCUAAGUUUUUGCAAGAAUAUAGAUGAAAAACAAAAACAAUGGACAAAGACAACACAGCUUUCUGCAAUAAAAAAAACACCUCAAAAUGAUCUGGUAGACAAAAAGUGCUUAACUGAAAAAUACACACAUCUCUCCUGCAGCAAAGUCUUCUGCCAACCGUGGCAGAAAUGCAUUGAUGGGACCUGUAUUUGUAAACUCCCAUAUCAGUGCCCAAAGAAUGGUACCACAGUGUGUUCAACUAAUGGGAAAACCUACCCAACUUACUGUCAGCAAAAGAGUGUUGAAUGUCUUCGUCCAGAGUCAAAAUUUUUAAAUAGUGGAGCAUGCACAGCUCAAGGACAAUUUGGUGUUUCUGUAAAGUACGGAAAUACCACUUCAGAAGGAAUUGUUGAAGUAAAACUUGUAGACCAAGAUAAGGAAAUGUUCAUAUGUAAAAAAACCUGGAGCAUUACAGAAGCUAAUGUGGCCUGUCUUGAACUUGGAUUUCAGCUAGGUGCUUUUGAUAUUCAAAAACAGUUUGAGUUUCCUGAAAAUGUCUCUGUAAAUUCCACUGAAUGUCUCCAAGUGCAUUGUCAAGGAUUCGAGACAAGUUUGGCUGAAUGUACUUUUACUAAGAGAAGAACUAGAAAUGACCAGGAUUUUGCUGGUGUGGUUUGCUACACGCACAAUACAGCUCCUCCAGCAAAUGACUCGUUUCACUGUGUGAAUGGGAAAUACAUUCCUCAGAAGAGAACCUGUAAUGGUAUCAAUGACUGUGGAGACCUGAGUGAUGAACUGUGCUGUACAGGAUGCCGAGGGAAAAGUUUCUUCUGUAAGUCUGGUGUUUGUAUUCCAAACAAAUACAAGUGCAACGGCGAGGUGGACUGUAUUACAGGAGAGGAUGAAGUUGGUUGUGAAGGAAAUGGAAAUUCUGAAAUUAAAGGCCAUCCUGAAAUUAUAGAAGAGACACAAUUUUUGACUGCUAAUAUGGAUGAAGAAAGAAAACGGAUCAAGUCAUUUCUCCCUAAAGUGUCCUGUGGAGUUAAAAACAGUGUGCCCAUUCGAAGGAAACGAGUUGUAGGAGGAAAGCCAGCACGCAUGGGUGAAUUCCCGUGGCAGGUGGCAAUUAAGGAAGAUAAGAAAAUCAAAUGUGGAGGAAUUUAUAUUGGAGGGUGUUGGGUUAUAACUGCUGCACACUGUCUCAGCGUCAGUAAACUAUACCAUUACCAAAUAUGGGCAUCAUUUCUAGACUCGUUAAACCCGGAAAAGGAAAUAAUUUUUCACUUCGCAAAUCAAAUUAUUAUUCAUGAAAAGUACAACGGAACCACCUAUGAAAAUGACAUAGCUUUGAUUGAAUUGAAAAAACACUCAAACCGAAAAGAUUGUGAGCUGCCUCUUUCUGUCCCUGCCUGUGUGCCCUGGUCUCCAUAUCUAUUCAGACCUAACGACAAAUGCAUUGUUUCUGGCUGGGGUCGAGAAAAAGAUAACCAAAAGGUCAAUUUACUAAAGUGGGGUGAAGUUAGCCUAAUCAACAACUGCUCCAGGUUUUAUCCGGGUCGCUAUUAUGAAAAAGAAAUGGUCUGUGCAGGUACAGAGGACGGUUCCAUCGAUGCCUGUAAAGGGGACUCCGGAGGCCCCUUAGUCUGUAUGGAUGUCAACAAUGUAGCUUAUGUUUGGGGUGUUGUGAGUUGGGGUGAAAACUGCGGAAGCCCAGAGUACCCAGGUGUUUACACCAAAGUGGCCAAUUAUUUUGACUGGAUUAGCCUUCAUGUGGGAAGGUCUCUUAUUUCUCAGCACAAUGUAUAAAAUUGUGAUCUCUCUCUUCUGCUCUUUUCCCUUGGGAUUCGGAUUUUAGUUGAAAUGAUACUGCGCAAUUAGUACUUCUCUAGGCAAAAGAAAAUAAAGCACAUUUUAUUGGA